UCAGACCUUCCACCUCUAAUUGUGAAGCAAUCAAAGCAGGAGCAGUAUAUAAAAUCAUAAUUGGCUGCUAAAUACACAAUUUGGUGUUGAAAUAAUAUAAAUAAUAAUAGUAAUUGAUCAAUACCAACAGCCAAUUAUCAGUGACAAAUAUUUUGGGGUGCCUUGGGCAUUAAACAAAGACGAAGACCUUCUGUGUGCGAUUCACAAUAGGCAAAAACAAUUACGAGUGGUGUGUAAGAGUGUUGGCCAUUUAGCCAUUUAAAAGAUAUGCAAAUUAAUUGGUAAUUAAAGUGCAUGGUCCUAUUAAUUGCUAGUUUCACGGCUCACAAGUUGGCAACACUGGUGCUUGAGAGUGUGAGUAAGAUACAGGAAGGAGGCAGCAGCAGCAAGCAACAGUGACGCCAUUUUCUGUGCGAAUAUAAUAAAGGCUGUUGGGGCUCGUGACCAAGCAAUGAGCAGCCUAAUCAAUUUUUUGAAUCCAAAACUAAAGCCUUCUGUCGAAUGCGAUGCAGUUUGCGAGGAUGGCUACACAGCUGCCAAUCUCAUAGCAGAUAAUGCAGAGCAGCUGGAGCGUGGGUUCAUGUGUUUCGCUGUGUGCAAGCCCCCCGUGGAGAUAGUGUUCGAUUUCCCAAAAGCAAUUGACAUGAAGGUUAUCAAACUGUGGCACUCGUCGGGAUCUCUGCGUUCGACAGGCUUCGAGGUGCACGGGAAAUAUGAUGGCAUUUGGGAACGUGUCGCCUAUGUACGUGACUUGGCCAAGGGCGUCGAUUCGGUAACAUUUUGCUAUCAGAGUGACUACAAUUCACGUAGCAGCACCUCGGCUGCCCAGCAACAGAGCGAGAAAGUGUUCUUCUUCAAGACGGCCCACAAGAUAUUGGCCACAACGAAUAGUGUAAAAAUUGUGAUUCGGGCAACGGAGCGUUGUCCGCCAGUAUUGCGCAAAGUUCAGAUAUGGGGCCUGCCUGCUCGUUCGCUGGACAAAGCCGAUCGCGAACUAAUGAAGACCAUUUGGAGUGAGAUAAGCGAUCCGUAUGGUCAAAGGGACCAGGCCCAACAGCAGCAGGGACAACGUUCACCCUCGCGUCAUAUACCCGAAUUGCGGGAACAGUCAUCACUGGAAUUGCCAGAGGAGUUCUUAGACUCCAUCACAUGGGAAUUAAUGAUAUUUCCUACUGUAUUGCCUUCGGGAAAGGUGGUCGAUCAGUCCACCAUAGACAAGCACUCUGAAGAGGAGGCCAAAUGGGGACGUCAGCCAUCGGAUCCUUUUACUGGACUCGAAUAUACCUCACAACGCAAAGCAAUAUUGAAUCUAGCGCUAAAAGCGCGAAUUGAAAAGUUCCUUAUGGAGCACUCAGAGCACUUUAAGUCGGUGCCCCGUUCAUUGGGCAGUUCGAGAAUGCGUCGUCGUCAUGCUUCCCAGUUUGCCAGCAGCAUGUGCCAUCCAGGACAGCUGCCGUCAUCCUCUGCCGCUGGAACAUACUCCACACUCUGCGGCGUCGUUUACAAACAACAGCAGCUGCAUCAGCAGCGCAAGACCAAAUCCACAGUAACUGCCACGGCCACAUUGUCAUCGACAUCAGUGGCCUUCUCAGGAUCAUCCUCACCGCCGGCCGCCAAGCGUGCCCGGCACAGCAGCAGCAGCAGUCAUCCUACGGCCUGUGCCACAGUCACGGCCAGCAGUAUUCAUCGUCAGUCGCCGCCAUCUACCUCGACGUCGUCUUCUUCCAUUGACCAGGAUAUCCAGCAAGCGUUGCAGAAGAUUACACGUUUCACACAGGUUGCCGUAUCCGCACCGACAUCUCCGCCUUGUUGCAUUAAUUGCCGAAGUGGUCAGUAUGCAUACGAGAUACGCACCUGUCGGCAUCUGGUCUGUCGCGAGUGCCUUGUCCUGCUGACAUCCAGUCAGCAGUGCGUCUGCAAGGUUAGCUUCCGUGGCGCCGAUGUUGAGCGCUAUCAUAAGCUGCCGUAGUGCCCCCGUCUGCGUGGAUCCCAUCACCCCUAAGCAUAUUUUUAGUACGUUGAGUUAGUGCUUUAUUAUAAGGAUUAUUUUGUUGCCAAUCAUCGCCCCCACCUCACCCCAUCUUAUACAUUGUGUCUUUUUUCGCCAUUUUUGCAAUACGAUUAUGUUUGUGUCUCUUUGUUUCGUAAGCUUUACUUAAACACAAGAAAAUCUAAUAUUUAGUUAUAGGUCGUCCUCCCCGCUCAUAUCAGUGAAAAAGUCGAUUUUAGGGAUGUGCAGAGAUAUUUUUGAUUAUCAAUAUUUAAAGCCAAAAUAUAUAUAUAUAUACAUAUACACUCAGAUUGGUAAAUUUGUUGGUUCGAUCAUCAUCAGGCGCUACCGAUUUAAGUAUGUAUCAGUAUCAGGUCACAACACUUAGUCAUAGAACAGAACUUUACAUAGCAUUAGCUUAUAGAAAACGCGCAUAGAUUUUGUAGAAACUUUAUAUACAAUCCCUUUCGGAAAAUAAAAGACAAGAGUAUAUUAA
Drosophila willistoni is the source of this 2486-nucleotide messenger RNA. RefSeq names its product RING finger protein 37. Gene Ontology annotation, biological process: protein polyubiquitination. The record is from RefSeq and is a predicted model, not a curated record. The coding region runs from base 452 to 1969 and encodes 505 amino acids. NCBI's taxonomy places the organism in Eukaryota, Metazoa, Arthropoda, Insecta, Diptera, Drosophilidae. Gene Ontology annotation, cellular component: nucleus. Gene Ontology annotation, molecular function: ubiquitin protein ligase binding; ubiquitin-ubiquitin ligase activity. The transcript is spliced from 3 exons.